Molecule: messenger RNA, 750 nt
Organism: Penaeus vannamei (Pacific white shrimp)
Lineage: Eukaryota; Metazoa; Arthropoda; Malacostraca; Decapoda; Penaeidae
Source: RefSeq, a predicted model, not a curated record
GGACGGCGUCAUGGACAGCAUGAUCCAGAACUUCAGCCUCGUGGGCCCCCCCGCCCUCGGCUUCGAGGCCUGGGACGACGACCCGAGUACCUGGCCCGCCUGGCCUUCCACAGGUACCUGGGGCCCAUGGAGUUCGACCUGACCAGGAUCGACCCUCUCGUCAAGCUCCUCGGCGACAGCUUCUACAGCAUGUGCCACGUGGAGGCCGUCGAGCACCACGCGCGCGACGCCGCCUUCGGCUUCCGCGCCUUCGCCUACGAGCUGCAGCACCGCGGGGAGCACGCCUUCUCCGACCUGUUCCGGGGGCCCUCGCCCGCGUGGAACCUGGCCUACGUGGGCGACUCGGACGACCUGCAGUACCUCUUCUCCUUCGAUAAGCUCAACGUCAGCCUGACCAAGGAGGAGGACCUCUUCGUGUCCCGGAUCAUGGUGGAUCUCUGGACCAACUUCGCCGCCACCGGGAACCCGACGCCCGACCUGUCCCUGGGCUUCAAGUGGACGCGACCGAGGCCUCGAGCCUCUCCUACCUCGGCAUCACCUCCGCCCCCGCCAUGAAGUCUACGACAGGGAGCAGGACAUCGAAUUCUGGAGGAACCUGCCGAGGAAGAUGAACAAGCUGCUGUACCCGGACCGCUUCUCGCAGGGCAGGAACUAGGACGCCAGGAUGAGAGAGCCGCCGCUUCGGGUGUUUGAGGGAUGUGCCUUUAAUGCCCCAGCCCCAGCGCUUGAAUAAUUAGCACAUAUCUUGCA